Alligator sinensis (Chinese alligator) is the source of this 3688-nucleotide messenger RNA. RefSeq names its product CD6 molecule (gene CD6). Bases 248 to 2278 code for a protein of 676 amino acids. Gene Ontology annotation, cellular component: membrane. NCBI's taxonomy places the organism in Eukaryota, Metazoa, Chordata, Crocodylia, Alligatoridae. The transcript has 14 exons. The record is from RefSeq and is a predicted model, not a curated record.
CGUGUGGCAGUCACCACUGCAGCUGCUCUGCACUGAUCAGGUCUUCCUCUUUCCACCCAUAUGAUGCUGAAUUGGCUUCCUGAAAAUCAAAACCACAAGCCAGAAAAAUAAAAAGAGGCAGAGAACUUUCUCUGCAAAAACCAUUCACAAGAAAAAGAAAAAGGUUUAGACAGCGCAGGAAGACUACCCGGACCCUCCAUCCCCAACCCACGAUGAAAUUCUUUUCCAGCCUGUGCCAGUGAGAGUAAUGGAUGUGCUUCGGGUGUUCCUGUUGGCUCUCUCCGUGACGGCACCCAGACCAGGCCUGCUGGAGUUGGUGGUGCCUUCUGCCUUCCCUGAGAACAUCACACAUGGCAGUGAUGGGAACAUGCAUGCAGAACCAGAACUUUCAAGGGAGGAACCCUUCCGCCUGGUGAAUAAUAACAGCACCUGCGAGGGCACCGUGGAGGUCCAUUACCAUGGGAUGUGGGUGCCAGCGUGUGGGGAUUCGUGGAGCAUGAAGGCUUCUCAUGCAGUCUGCAGACAGUUGAACUGUGGUGUGGCGAAGUGGGAGUCAGCACCUGCAGAGAAAGAACCCCUGUACACUUUUCAGAGCUGCCCAGCCAUAAACAUCAGCUGCGGGGAGCUGGGAAGCCAGGAGGAGCACUGCCUCGUGCAGCUCUCAGUCUCGAGGACAUGCUGCAGUGGAAAGCUGGCCCAUAUCACCUGCACAGGGCACCGAGCCGUGCGCCUGGCUGACGGGGGCAGCCGUUGUGAAGGCCGCGUGGAAGUGUCAGAGGCUGAUGUCUGGGGCACCGUGUGUGAUGAUGCCUGGGAUAUGGUUGAUGCUGAUGUUGUGUGCAAGCAGCUGAACUGUGGCUGGUCCAUCCGGGCUCCAGGGAACUCCUCUUUCCAGAAGGGGACAGGCCCCAUCCACCUGGAUGAGGUCCACUGCGUUGGGAAUGAGUCCUCCUUGUGGGACUGCCUCGCUGAGAGAAGUCACGACUGUGGCCACAAGGAAGAUGCAGGCGUGGUGUGCUCAGAGCAUCAGCAGUGGCGCCUGUCGGGGGGCAAGGACCAUUGCGCUGGCCGGGUAGAAGUCUACUACAAAGGCAGCUGGAACACAGUAUGCGAUGGGACCUGGUACCUGGAGGAGCAGUCUGUGCUGUGCCAGUCGCUGGGGUGUGGCUCCCCAACCAAACAGCUGCACUUCAACCACGCACUGCAGGGCAAGAUGAACUACCAGUGCUUGGGGCACGAGGCCUCUCUGGCCCAAUGCAUCUGGCACUACAACAAAAUGACUGUGUGCCACCAGUCCCGAGCUGCCGGCGUGAUCUGCAAUGGCUCCAUGGGCUUGCCGGACGCAUUUCAGCCAGAAACAAUGAUACCAGGUGGCCCCCGGCUCCCAGGAACCACAACAGGAUAUCUGAACUUGGAAGCCAAGUUGCCUUCUCACUGGACCCUCCUCAUCAUCAUUAUCAUCCUGGGGAUAAUCCUCCUCAUCACCAUGCUGGCUUUCACUGCUGCCCUCCUGAGGAUGAGGAAGAAACACGCUCAUGCCGUGACCUCUUCCCUGGGAGGGGGCCCAGUCCUAAUGAACCACAGCACUCAGAGCCAGGACAUGCCUGCUGGGGCUUCCAAUGACUAUAGGAAAAUCCCCACCAAUGUCUCCAGAGUACAAGAGAUGCCAGCCGUGCCCAUCCCCAACGCUGAGGACUCCGAUUCUGAUUACGAACACUAUGAUUUCAGCAGCAAGCCGCCCAUGGCACUCUCCACCUUCUACAACUCCCUCAGGCGCCACCCAGAUGAGAUUCAGCCUGGGAGCAGCUUCCUUGCAGCACCCAACUAUGAGGAGCUGAACCAGAACCUGCAGCCACAGGACUGGCCACCAGAGCCCCCCGCUGUGCUUGCUCCAACCUGGCAGACAGAAGGCAUCUCAUCUGGCUUAUCCGCGGAGGCCAAUUACUGUAACAGUGGCAACACCACCCAGCUGCCCUGGAGCACCCCAACCCUGCCAGCUGCUGGGAGCCACCUCCUGCUAGCCCUGCCUGCCCAAGGCACCAGUGGAUCCCAGAUCUCCUUCCAAGCAGGAACUGACAAUGCCGACAGCUCCAGCACAUCAUCCGGAGAAUGGUAUGAAAACAUCCAAGGGAAGGAGCAUGAGGGAGCCCAGAUUGGACAUGCACCCUCCUUCCCUGCAUGGACAGCCCACUCCACACCGUCAGGCAACCAUAUACCUGGGGGUGACUCUUCCUCAACUGACAGUGAUUACGAUGACAUCCAGACCACCGCGUACUAAGGAACCUGAGGUCAGCGUGGCUGAGUCACUUUACAAACCCCACCCCCCCGCACCUCUUCAUUCAGUCAUGGAGAGCAGGCUGACAGCUCACCUCCUGGUGACACAUGAGCCCCCAUUGACUGAGGGGCUCUGAGGUCAUGGAUUCAUUGGUCUGGCAGGGAACCUCAAGUCCAACCCUGCACAGAGAUGCAGAGCUAAUGGCACCUACCACUUCCAUCGCACCCUGACUUCGCAACGGCAUUUAUGUGAAGCGACUUGCUUGAGUUCUCCCAGGAAGCAACUGGCAGAGCUAAGACUAUACACCAGUCUUCUGAAUCCCACCCGUGUUUGUUCCACUGCUCCAUGGACAUUUGGAUCUUGCAAUACUCCCUUCCCCCCAGAGGAGUGGUUGAGUAACAAGUGAGAGCUGGGUUGAGGCCUGUUGGCAAUGGCAGGCAAUGUACUGCUACUGCCAUUACUGAACCCAGCACCAAAGCUCUCCACACAAAGGCCUUUCCCUGGAAAAAGAGUGUUGAGUCCAGGCCCCAGCAGAGGCAGCAUCCUCUCAGACGGAUCAGGCUUUUAGCACCGGCGUGCCGGGGACAUGGCUUCUUUCCCAUACAAAGAAAAGGUGAAAAUGGGUGGGGAUGGAGAAAUCACUUUCAUCAACAUUUUUCUUUGGGGAGGGGAAUUGGAACCUAGGUCUUUUUCAACCCAGAACAUUUCAACCCAACCAGAUGCUCUGAGGUUGGGAACGCUGGUCAAAAUCCCCCUUUUUCAUGCUAAAAAGAAAUGUGAUGGGAGAGCCCUGCUCUGUGAACAUCCACAGUAACGACUGUGACCCACCGGGCUAAUCUUUCCUCACUGCCAAGCCUGCCUGUCCCUGUGCAUUCUGGAGUGCUCUAGGAACAGAGUCCUGCCUCUGGGCAGGGCUCAGACUUUAAGGUCCCUUCCAGCCCUGUGAUUCUUUGAUUCAUACCACAUGCCCUGUGGGUGCCUGCCAAUCCUCAUGGUGACCCUACCUGGUAGGUGGGAAUUAUACAGGAGGAAACCCAGGCACAGGUAGAUAAAGUCACUUGUCAAAGGCCACACAGCAAAUCCUUGCAGCCACCCACCAAGCUCCCAGCCCCUACCCCACACUCAUUCCUCCUGACCCCUCUAGCUGUGCCUGAGAUUCUGCUCCUAGACCUGGCUCAGGGGUAUUUAUUUAGUCGUCAGAUGCCUGCACUCUGGUGGUGGGGUCCUGAACCAGAACCUCGGCAUCUAGCGCAUGACCUCGAGGGGCCAGAUUGGAGUGGGUGGCAAUAAUGAAUGUAUCUUCCAGGACCUGAGAGUACAUAUGCCCUGGCAGAAGCAGAGAGGUGUUGGGUUGGAAUGUAUUCCCACUCUCAGCGGCUCGGGCAGCUGCACUUUGUACCAAGCUAAGCAUGU